AUGAACGCAACUACUCUCGACAGAUAUAGACUUCCAGAGUCGUUUUUCGAGCCAGAUGAAGAAGAAGAUUCAACAUUUCCAGAUGACCUCAAAUUGAUGAUAAGUUCUAUUCGUGUUUUCGGGCAUUUGGAGAAGUCACUCUUUAUCGAUUUCUGCAAAUUUAUCGAAGCUGUUCACCUCGAGAAGGACGAAUUUUUGUUUCGUAUCGGGGAUCCAGAUGAAUACCUUUAUGUGGUCAACUCAGGAAAAAUUCAAUUGUAUAUAAUCGAAAAUGAGACGUCCAAACGUAUCGCUUCAAAGUCGCAGCAGGUAUUUGCUGAACUUAUUGCUGAGAAAACGACGGAGCCCCCAAAUGUGACUGAGAACAUAACCAACUUCAGUGAUUUGUUUGUACGUUUGGAUGGCUGUAAAACCAGUGUUUCGGGUUUAGCGUUUGUUAUCAUUUUCGGUCCGGAACGUUUCGGAUGGCCAUCCAAUAUAGCAAUGCUAGUUUUAAUCGCUGCGGAGAAUGUUUCUCCAUCGUUUGAACCCGAACCGCAUCUAGGGGAUGAUCAUACAGAUGACCUGUCACCGAUUAUUAACGAAUUUCAACAUGAUUUCGAUCCAAAUGUUCGACGUGCUUCCGGUGGCGGUAUUUGUCUCGAGUUGGGUGAGGCUCCAUCCAGAGCUCGGAAGGAGAAGAGUGUCUUGAUUUCUCGACCGACGACCCCGACAAAAGAUCUUGAAGCACAGUACAAUCCAAAAAGUCUCCGAGAGACUACAGUUCCCGUUGGUGAGACACUAUCUUCAGGUUGUUCUCGUCCCGCUUCUCGGUGGUGGAACCUCGGAAAGGAAGCAGAUGCCAAACUUAUGGAAGCCGUUCAGGAGGACAUAUCCCAUCUUUUAAAUUUGCCAGGGCCUCAGAUGCUGAAGGACCAUCUGAUCUUGACUUCAGUGCCCAGUGGAACAACAUUGACAGAAGAAUGCGAAAUGCCAAAGGAAAUCUAUUUCAUUAUUUCGGGGGAGAUUCACGCUGUCCAGUCCAUCAGCAGUUUCGGUCCGUCUGAGAGUUCGACUCUGCUCGUAUGUUACCCUGGCGAGCUGGUCGGUUUGCUUGGUUUGAUCACGGGCGAGACCAACGUGUUCAGUUUGCAGACAACUGAUAAUAGUGUCCUCGCAAUCAUGUCACGUGACAGUUUCUUCGCUCUCGUUCGGCAACACCCGGAAACUCUUUUCAGCGCGAUCCGUCUUUUGGCUUCUCGUAUAUCUCCACUUUUGCAUCAGUUGGAUUUUGCCAUACAAUGGAUCACAAUUGAUGCUGGCAAGGCGUUGUACAAGCGAGGUGAUCCCGCCAAUCAUGUGUUCGUCGUACUAAGCGGUCGACUAAGACAAGUGGACAGUCAAUCAGACGGCGCUCGACGUAUAGCAGGAGAACUUAGCCGUGGAGAUUUGGUCGGUUUUCUCGAAGUUGUGUGUUCCCAAUCGAGAGUCCACACUGUUUUGGCGAUUCGAGAUUCUGAAGUGGCCCAAAUUCCAUCGUUGCUACUUUUCUAUCUGAAGGAGAAAGUGCCCCAAGUGUUGACCAGAGUUGUUAAACUUCUCUCAGACAGGUUGUUGGGGAACCUAACCAGUCAGAACCAGAUGAACGAUCCUCUAGGAUUGUCUGCCUUGGGUGCUCGAACUCGUCGCGGACUCAGUUCCGAGGUGUUUUCCGCCUCGUCCGAAAGCGAGGAUAUCACUGCCAACAACAAUUUCGCAAAAAUCACCAUGUCCAAUUUGCGUACUAUUGCCAUUCUUCCGGCGACCAGUGCGAUCAAUGCCGAAGCGUUCACCUUGGAGCUGCAGCAUUCCAUGACUCCCAUUGGUUCAUCCGUGCGAUUGACCUCACGUAUCAUCCGAAAACGUUUGGGUCCCACUGCGUUGGACAGUGUGAAUCAGUACCGGUUGAAUGCCUGGCUCGGUCUUCAAGAAGAUUUGCAUCGUAUGGUAUUUUUCGUCUGCAACAGUAGUCGUUCCUCUGCCUGGAAUCGUUUGUGCAUUCGUCAAGCGGACUGUGUCCUGGUUUUGGCACUCGGAAACUCUGAUCCUUCUCGACCAUCUCCGAUUGAAAUGACAUUGAAAAAUCACCCUACCAAAGUAGCCAAAGCGCUCGUUCUGAUGUAUCCACUUGACACGGACUAUCCGAUCAGUCGCCAAACUGCCAAAUGGCUUAAUGUUCGUCCUUGGAUCAGUCAUCAUUAUCACAUCCGCUGUGAACCGCGCGUCUUCACUCCUCGCAGUCCGGACGAUUUGUUGUCGUUCUAUUCCAAUGUGUUUGCUCGCGAGAAACCGAAUCCACUGUCCGAUUUUUCUCGACUCGCACGUUAUCUGACGGGUGAAGCAAUCGCUUUGGUCUUGGGUGGAGGGGGCGCUCGUGGUUGUGCUCACGCUGGUGUGAUACGAGCGUUUCAGGAUGCUGGAGUACCAAUUGAUUUGAUCGGUGGUACCAGUAUGGGUGCAUUUAUGAGCGCCUUGUGGGCGGAGGAAACUCGGUUCGCGCAGUUCACCCAACGGGCGAAAAAGUUUACCGACAGUUUGAAUUCCAUUUGGAACCGAGUGAAGGAUUUCACUUAUCCGGCCGUAUCAAUCUUUUCUGGCAAAGAAUUUAACGCUCAGUUGGAGAAAGUGUUUGGCGAGCGGCAAGUAGAGGAUUUGUGGAUCCCUUCGUUCUAUAUCACGACCGACAUUACCAAUUGCAAAAUGCGAGUUCAUACACAAGGCUCGCUUUGGCGCUAUGUCCGUGCCAGCAUGUCCCUUUCGGGCUAUAUGCCUCCAUUGUGUGAUCCGUACGACGGCAGUCUGUUGCUAGAUGGUGGCUAUACGAACAACGUACCAGCUGAUGUUAUGUCAUCCUUCGGUGCGAAGACUAUAUUCGCAGUCGAUGUGGGCGCCUCGGUGGACACAGACUUCACAAACUAUGGUGACCACCUGUCCGGUUGGAGUCUGCUGUAUCACCGCUUCUUCGGUUCUUCCAGUUCGGUUGUUCGCGUGCCAAAUCUGACAGAGAUUCAAUCCCGUUUGGCCUACAUUUCCUGUGUGCGUCAAUUGGAAAAGGUGAAAAAGAGCGGGAUUUGUCAUUAUAUGCGACCACCGAUUGAUCACUAUAUGACGCUGCAAUUUUCCGCGUUUGAUGAAAUUUUGAAUGUCGGGUACGACUACGCGAAACGCCUGCUUCUCAGCUGGCACGAAGACGAUAAGUUACGUCACUUAGUGCCCGGCCUUCGUCCCGGUCCACUGUUCGAGCAACCGCACCCGAAGGCUCAUAUUUUCCAAACAUAUUCUCGGCCCCAUUCGGUAGAUGGCUCGGUCACUCCAAGUGCAUUACUGACCCAAGACUUUGGUGGUCAACGAACUUUCAUUGAUCUAGCCGAGACGUUCAGCUCCUUGGAAGCUGAACGGAAAUUGCGCAUAUGUACUUCCGACACGGACGAUGAAUGCGCCGAGCCUCAUGGUAGCCUGAAUUCCGGGACUCAGAUCAGACCGACCGACAACAUGGAUUUGUUCAAUUCACUAAUGGGAAGGCCGUGGCGCAAACGUCCGGGCGUUCGAUCUCUUUCUGAGGCAGUUUAUUCGUACCUGAAUUCAGCCAGUCGGAUAGUUUCACGCAAUUUACCGGAUGGUGAAACUUUCCGUCGUCGUGCUCUGAGUGCCAGUUUGAAUGUCUCAUUGGCCGAGUCAAGCAGUUCACACGAUUCCUCGGAAGAAGCAGGCCACUAUUCGGACGCAUUGGACCACCCGUCGGCGGAUUCACAUCUACCUGUUCUAGCGGAGUUUUUGCACCGAAAACAAUCUGCCGAGGCAGAACAGACUAAUCACUCCAAUCAAACCGAGUCCAAUGCUGUGCAUGAAUCGCCACCGGAUAUGUCACACUUGUUCCCACCGCGAUCACUAAUAAGCUCUAUGCAUGACAAUGAUGAAGGCUAUCUUGAAGAUAAUGAGAGUGAUGCCGAACAUCCCUUGUCCCGACUGACCCUUGGUGUGAUGGAUUCUGACCCCGAGUUGAGCCACGAAGUGUUGAACGAAGUGGUUGACCGACGCACAUCACCAUCCUUUAUGAACCGACUGCGCUCAUCCAGUUUGGUUCGCCUCCCGAGCGAUCACCGUCUGGGCUUACAAACCGAUCGAGUAUUACCCAGUGAUCACGGUCUUUCGGAGAACGGAAACCGAAAGACAGAAAUAGUUGUACCCAGCUCCCGUCUUAUACUCGCCUCAGAUUCACACAACGGCUCCGUCCGCAAGCGCCGAAGACAUCACCGGAGUUCGCUUAACAGACUACAUCGAAAGAAUCAACCAUCCCCACCCGCAUCGGGUAAUCUAUGA
Molecule: messenger RNA, 4338 nt
Organism: Echinostoma caproni
Lineage: Eukaryota; Metazoa; Platyhelminthes; Trematoda; Plagiorchiida; Echinostomatidae
Source: the annotation of a GenBank genome assembly